UCGCGAGCGGCUUGGGAAAGCGGAGAGGAUGGGAGGCGUUGAAGGCGGGAGGGGUUCUCCUCUGACGUCGUCGUCUCCCACUCUGACUCUCUCGCCUCUGCAAUUCUGCGGCAUCAGGGCUGACUCAACUGUUCGCCGCCGCGAGUCACCGCCGAUGGGGUUCGCCGGGGGGGCGUGCCUGCUUGUCCUCUCCCUGCUCCUGGUCGCCGGGGCGGCCGCCACCGACCAGAUCUUCACCACUUCAGGUGUGCCGUUUGGGAAAAAUUCGCGCGAGCCGAGGUACCGUGUGGAGUUCCAUGCUGUCGAUUCGCCGUACCGCCCGGAAAUUGGCCAGGAAUCUGAAGCGAUGACUAAUCAUGAGGGGAAACAUUACACAUGCUUCCUACCAGUUCAAGAAACUAAAACCAUGAAGUCAAUUAUUCCGCAAAAUGCAACUAAUGUUAUAAUAGAAAGCGAUCGCAGAGUUAAACCAAAGGAGCCAGAUGAACUGCUGGAGAUUCUCAAGGAUCAAUGCUUUUACAGGCAUGAUGGUUGGUGGUCGUAUGAAUUCUGUUAUCAUGGCAAAAUCCGUCAGGUUCAUGUAGAGGGUGAGAAGGUCAUUCAAGAGUAUGUUCUAGGUGAAUACGACCCUGAUGCAACUGAUGCUUACCAUGAGAAUCAUACAUCUGAGUCCUCUGAUGAAGACAAUCACCUGAAAGAUAUUUCUACGAGAUAUCAUGUCCACCUGUACACAAAUGGGACUCUAUGUGAUCUUACAGAUAUACCCCGGUUCACAGAGGUUAGAUUUGUUUGUUCUGAGCCCACUGUACUUAUCAGUUCGUUAAAAGAGAUUUCUUCGUGCAAGUAUGUUUUGACAGUUCAAAGCCCAAUGCUUUGCAAGAACCCGUUGUUUCAGCAGGAAAAGCGCACCCUCUCCAUCCACUGCAACGAGUUGCUUGCUGAAGCCACCGAGGACGACGAUGAUCUCCCAAAAGAAGCUCAGAUGUCCAUCGUUCCAGAUCCAAAUGAAUUGCAUGAUUAUGCAGCUUAUGCCACCUGAUCACCUGCCGAAUGUGUUAUACUCGUCCAUUUAAGAACCAUUAUCUUGUAGGUACAAUGGCAAGUUGGCAACUCAGCACUGAGCAGCACUAUUCUUGACUGUCUUUUACCCUAAUUUAACAUGCUCGGUUUGAGCUUGUAUACAUUAAUCCGAAGCAGGCUGAGAUUAUCACACUAACACUAUCAUAGAUAUAUAGACAUGAAUAGCCAAGACUGUUUUUCUGUAGUAGAAGGAAAGAUUUUGAGACCAGUGGCUGCCUUCGACACUUGUUGCAAUGUUUAUAAAGACAAUGCAGUAAUCUUGGGAAGUGCAUUUUGUAAGCAACUUAUCUUUACAAAGUCCAUAUAUAUAUAUUGCCCUGUAA
This is a messenger RNA of Brachypodium distachyon (stiff brome), 1403 nucleotides long. RefSeq names its product protein OS-9 homolog. Gene Ontology annotation, cellular component: endoplasmic reticulum lumen. Gene Ontology annotation, biological process: retrograde protein transport, ER to cytosol; endoplasmic reticulum unfolded protein response. The record is from RefSeq and is a predicted model, not a curated record. Lineage: Eukaryota; Viridiplantae; Streptophyta; Magnoliopsida; Poales; Poaceae. The coding region runs from base 29 to 1039 and encodes 336 amino acids. The transcript is spliced from 8 exons.